UAAAAGUGGAAAAAACCCAAAAAAAGAAGAAAGAAUCGAAAAAAAACAUUGCGGUAUUUCCAUAUUUUUGACUGAAAAUUCUAGUUAAAUUUUAAAAAUUUCUUUUAAAUUUUUCUUCUGCAUUUCAAUGCGAAAUAUGAUAAUGAUUGUGUCCACCUGUAGCCUUCCUCUCGUAAACGCUCAUCACAAUAUGAAUAAUUUUUAACUUUGCAUUAUGAAGCGAAUUUUUUAAAAAUAGGUGAAUUUUUUUUGUAAUGAAGCGAGAAAUGUUUAUUUUUUGCUCUGUUAAAGAAUUUUCCUGGUAUAAUAAAAAAAUUUAGUUAAAGCCGAACGGAGAUCUAUAAGCAACUUUGUAGUGAAUGGUUUAUUAAUAUCAUCGCUCAUCUGCAAAGGCGAAAUCGUUAGAAAUGCUCGUAAAAUUCGAUUCUUAUUUUCUUAUUCAGUAAGUGAAUUUUAUAUUUUCUCUUUGAUGCCAUAAGUGCAAAAAAGGGGUCUAAACCCGUCGCUUACGGUUAAUGGAACUAACCAAAGCAAGAUGUUUCAUGAUGUUAUAGAAUAAGAAGUGUUAGAUAAUUGGAGUUUUUUUAUAAGAGCACUUAAGGUUAACUCGUCCCUAAUUAGCCUAAACAAAAAUGGUUUAAACUAAAGAGGAUGAACAUUGUAUGUUUCCAACAUAAUGUUGCCAUCUUUAAUCUUCCUUCGUAUAGAAAACUGAUAAUUAAGAAAAACGAUGUCAAACCGAAUUUCAGCUAAGAAUAUGUCCUUGAAUUUCAUUUUAAGACCUUCCUGCAGUUGUUUAAAAGUUACCUUCAUUGACAUCGGACUCUACAAACAAACACUUUCACUGGACAUAUUUAAAAAUUCAUUUUCCAAUUGUUUCAUGGCCGACGAUCGCACCUUAACAUUGAAAAACAAUAAAGAAAGUGAUGAUAAAAAGGAAGCAUAGAUGUGAGGCAGAUAUAUUAAAACGUCGAACUGCGAAAUAGAAAUAAAACAAUGGUAUUUUCGAUCUUAAAUGGUAUUUAAUUAAUUUUUUGAGAAAAAAACAUCAAGGUAAUCGAAGAUUAAAAAAUUUAAAUUCAAAAAUUAUUACAUAAUGAGUUGCCAAUCCAGCAUGAAACACAUCAGCACCUUCUAGUCGAUAACCCGUUAAAGCAAGAAACAAACCAAGAUGGCAUGAAAGCCGAGGGAGAAAAUAUGAUCCUAAAUACAGUUAUGAACUGCUAUACGAAACUUUCCAUGUAUUGAUAAACCACAUCCCUUAAAAGAAUAAUCCGAUAACGAAUUUAAAAAGUUACAAAAAUCUUCAAUUCCAUAAUAUAUAUUCCUCACGAAAGAAAUCUUUAUGAAUCGUUAAUUUUGGAUCCUUCGCUAGUGCCGAGGAUGUAACCGCUGAAAUUAUGAUAAUUAUAAAUUAUGAUAAUAUUAUUUCAAGCAAAAAUAAUGUCAAAAAAGGUAAAACUAAAAAUAACACCUGGCACCUCA
This is a messenger RNA of Dracunculus medinensis (Guinea worm), 1485 nucleotides long. The record is from the annotation of a GenBank genome assembly. Lineage: Eukaryota; Metazoa; Nematoda; Chromadorea; Rhabditida; Dracunculidae.